GAAAGAGUAGAAAAGAAAGAGUACACCGUUUCCUUUUUAGCAGCUUUUAAUGUUAAAAAGAAUGUAAUACUCAGUCGCUGGGGGCAGAGCCCACUGCAGUGGGACCUCCCUCACUAAACUGCCGGGAUAUAUCUACUUCCCCCCUGAGCAAAGCAGGCGCCUUCUCGAAAGGACUGAGAGCCUUCCAACUCCUCCGGCGGCACAGGAAUAGCCAUGUCCACGGGGAAGAUCUGUUGCCUGGUGCUGCUGACCCUGGGGGUACUGGCGGUGGCAGUGACACUUGUGGUCAUCCUGACUCAGCCCAGGUGCGGUCCCCAGCAGUACCUGCACGGUGCCGUGGCUGCUGACACCGAGACCUGCUCCCUCAUCGGCCGGAACAUCCUGAAAAGUGGAGGCACAGCUGUGGAUGCUGCCAUUGCUGGCUUGAUCUGCACUUCAGUGAUGAACCCUCAGAGCUCAGGCCUGGGUGGUGGGGUCAUAUUUACCAUCUAUAAUGCCAGCACAGGAACAGUCGAGGUGAUCAACGCCCGUGAGACAGUCCCACGAGUGUUUCCUCACAACUUACUGUCUGGCUGUGGUCCUGGUUUCCCCAUUGGUCCCCGCUGGAUUGGUGUUCCUGGAGAACUCCGUGGGUAUGAGGAAGCCCAUAAGCGACACGGCCGCUUACCAUGGAAAGCCCUGUUUGAACCAACCAUCAAGCUCCUUUCAGAGCCACUUGUCAUUUCCCCAGUUCUGAACAAAAUACUCCAUCAUCCAGCCUUCUCUGGUGUGGGGAAAAGCCUGUGCCCACUGCUAUGUGAUGGUCAAAGAUUUCUGAAGCUUGGCGAGACCUUCCAGUGGCCAGCACUCCAGCAAACACUGCGAACUGUAGCAGAACACGGAGCUACAGUGUUUUAUGGGGGACAGAUAGGAGAGGCUCUGGUGGAGGACGUUAGGAAGGCUGGGUCCAGUCUCUCAAUGGAGGACCUUCGGGCAUACAGAGCAAAGGUGUCCUCAGCUCUGAACAUCACCCUGAACAACCACACCACGGUGUUCGCUCCAGGACCACCCAUGGGAGGUGCAGUGCUCAUGUUCAUCCUCAAGGUGUUGGAAGUGUAUAAAUUCCAUAAAGCGUCACUGGCAACACCUGAGGAGAAGGUAGAAACCUAUCAUCGCAUUGCAGAGGCCCUGAAGUUUGGCAACAUGCUAAGACACCACAUGAGUGACCCAGCCUUCUCUGAAGCUCAGGAGCCUGUGGAGACCAUGUUGUCUGACCAGUUUGCUGGGUUUGUGAGGCAGCAGAUAGAUACUCGUGGUGACCACCCACUCAGCCACUACAACCUGCUGGAGUCCCUCUACAACAACAACUACAAAAGUAUGGGCACAAGCCACAUCUCUGUGCUUGCUGCAGAUGGCAGUGCCGUGUCUGCCACCAGCACCAUCAACUACCCGUUUGGCUCCUUUGUGUAUUCUAACCAAACUGGGAUCAUUUUAAAUAAUGAACUUGCUGACUUCUGCAUAGCAAACAGAAGCAUUAAACCAGGAGAGAAGCCUCCCUCAGCAAUGGUGCCUUCCAUCCUCAUCUCCAGGUCAGGAGACAUGCUGGUGAUCGGAGGAGCCGGCGGGGGCUGGAUUAUCAGCGCUACCACCAUGGCAAUUAUAAACAAGCUGUGGUUUGGCUACGACUUGGAACACGCCAUUUCUGCUCCUGUCAUGCACACCCAGGGUGACAGUGUCCUGUUUGAGGAACCAUUCAGUAAGGAGGUUAGGACUGGCCUGCUGGGAAGAGGACAUAAAGAAAAGAAAGAUAAAUUUGCAAUGAAUGUUGUACAGGGAAUUUCCAAGGAAGGAAAAUGCAUCUCUGCUUACUCUGAUAAAAGGAAGCUGGGGAAGUCGGCUGGAUAUUAGCAUUUAAUGCCAUCACAAUUCACAAAGCCACAGGAGAUUCAGAACCUGCUUUGCUUGGACAUGCCCAUAAUUGCCUGUUCCCAUCGGAUGUCUCCUGGAGCAUGGGCAAAGCCUGUGAUUACAUCUAAUUCCAGCAGGCUGCAGGUUACCCUCAGGCAAUACAAGGAGAGGUCAGCCAGCCUUGUUUAGAGCUACACCUUCCAUUAUUUAUGUGAUACACAGAAAACAUAUUUCUUGAGCACAUCAGUUACUCAGAAUGAGAGAAUACAAAGCAGGAAAGGAAAAUUGGUCCAAGCCCCACCGAGAACACUGUGAAACGACCCAGCUGUGUCUUCCAUUCCUGACGGAGUCUCAGUUUCUUUCAGGCUGUUCCACAAUAAGCUUAUUGCUGGGGCUCAGCAAUGUGAAAUACGUAACUAUUUUAGCUAUGAACAAGAAUUUUCUGCAAGGUUGGGAUUUUAAAAUCUGAAUCAUUCAGGCUUAGAGCGUGGGUUUGGAAAGGGAAGAGAUCAAUAUUCCACACUCCCCCUUUCAGUUUUCCCAUCCAAAGAAGCCAAACAUUUUCCUAAGAAGGCAGAUGAAAUCACACCACAGCACAAGUGCUGCCCUGCCUGCUGCUCUCUGCCUUGGGAGUGCAAAGGACCCCACAGGCUCAGGGUAACUGCACCAACACUUCCUCCAGCCCUGCACACAGUGACUCUGAGAAUAGCCUCCCAUGGGGGGGAGGUGAUUUCCCUGCUCCUGGGACAGACAGGCUUCAGCUGAGCUCCCUGGAGGUGCCUCUCCCCGUGGUGAGAGGAGUCCCAGUCUGUGCUAGUUGUCCCUCCUCAAUGCCGGUACACCAGUCUUUGGGAAGGCAGGUCAGGACUGCAGUGGAAGUGCUGCUGUUUUUGGAAACUUUAGAACUUUCUUCAAACUGCAGAGGAUAUGUUAUCAGGAGAUGUCAUUUGUAGCCCUGAGCUCAGCCUGGCCAGGCAAACACCAGGACUGCUGAGAAGUGAUGCAGCACUAUCAGGCCUUAGCAGAAUUCUCCCAUAUCCUACACACAUGCUCCCAACCCCCAUUUACCACAGCUAGUCGCCAGUGUUCCCUUCAGACCACAAGGGGGUCAUUGUAGGACUCUAAGAACUAUCACAGAGAGAGAAAACUUUUGGAGAAGAGACCUGAACUCAUGCACCUGGAUGCAAAAGGUCUUUUGCAGUUAAUCCAUAACCUUGCCUUGCUCAAAAUGGCCAAGAGAAUCAAACAUUUAAGAAAGUAAAACGUAAAACCCAAAAAUCUCCCAAAUCUCUUCAAAUAUUCAGGGUCAAAUUCUCAGAAUCCUCUAAAAUUCCAUUUUCUGAAAGCUUACAAGCCUGAUUGCCCUAAGGGUACAGUGCUGUGUGUGUGUCUGAAAGAGAAUCAAACCAGAGCCAGGCACUAGCAGAGCCCUCCCCCUCAGCACAGAGCCCAUGGGACUCCUAGUCCACUAACAAAUACAAUCCCUCUGUAAACAUCAUAGCAAGCACACACUAUUAAAAAACACAAAUUAAAACGAGGACAGCUAGAUUAUACGCCAAUGUUUUUACCCACAAAGCCUGUCCAAUAAAGCCAUCAAUUUACUGAAAUCUCAGCCUUCACUUGCAUUUUAGUGAUGGUCUGAGUGAAGCUGACCAGAGCCAGACGUGUUUUCCUUCAGAAGUUAUACACCAAGGACUGUAGCACGAUCCCUGCUGCAUCAGUUAAUGAUUGCUGAGUUACCAGAUCGUAACCACAAGCACUUAAUCACGCAGCUGGAAAUCAAGUUACUCGUGCAUGGCGCCAGCUCCAUGCACUACCCCGCUCCCUCCUUGUCCAAACGGAAUUCAUCUUAAAUCCCCCAGUUCAGGAAGAACUGCUGGUUUCUCCAUCAGAGCUGCUCGCUCAGACUGUGAAAGUGGCCUGGCACCCUGUGAGGCAGCAUCACAGUGCUGCUGAAUGGGAAAGGAAACAGAACCAAAGGCUGAUGAGAGGCAGUUUUUAUGUUCACUUGGAAGGGGUUACAUUGACUAUGACUACCAAAGAAACCAAAUCUAUUUAAUUUGCUGAAGUUUUCCACCUUGAUUAAAUCCCUUGCCCCAGCUACCAGUUGCUGGGUGCAUCAGUUCUAGUGUCAAAAAUAACACCCGACUGAGAGCUGUGCAGGGGAAGCACUGACAGGCGCCAGACACCAUCUGCAGCUCACGCCACAGCACCAGACGCACAGACCAGAUCGGAUGCUGGCUUUGGCAAGAUCCAUAGUUAUUUCCAGCUAACCCCACUGAGCCGAGAAUUUUCAAUCAGCAACUGAGAGUGGCACUGGCUGGAGACAGGGAGAGUACUCCUGGCUUCCCUAUUAGGCUUCAGGACUACCUUCAGCAGCGCUCCGGCCCCCCUCCAUCAUACUUCCCUCCAGAAAACCAGAGUCAUCAAGUAACUAAGUCUUCCAUUACCUUUGCUUCAGACACACCUUAGGGUGAAGCAUCCUGCGGUACUCAGCCUAUCACCUUUCCAGUGCAGUAGUAUCACAGCUACUUCCCACCACAAAGACAUGGGAAUAUUAUCUUUAGUCCAGCACUCACUGCAGUUUAACUACUUUGCUAUUAACUUUGCAAGUGAGCCAGUGAGCAGUUUAAAAACCCAUCAGAGAUUUAAUUUGCAAGACAGAAAGGAAUGGGAAUGCAGAUCUUUCAGUGUGGCAGAGACUUCCAAUCCUGCAGUCGUCCCUAGCAGAACACCUGGUGAAGCUGAGAGAUUGUAUCUGCUUUGGCACCUCUGCUCUUGCCCUGCCACCUCCUCACUGCCACUGAAAUCUGCUUGGGUCAAGAGCCUCUCAGUUUGGUCUCUCCCCAUUCCUGCUCCUUCCAACAAGAGAGCAUUAUUUUUGUACUGAAAUCAGCUUACAUGGACUUUUAAAGCAUCAUUGUACAGAGGCUGCUCUAUUUUCUAAUGAAGUCUUUAAGUUAUACUUUUAAUAAAGUAUUUUAACACUUGUCUGUGAA
Molecule: messenger RNA, 4886 nt
Organism: Corvus hawaiiensis (hawaiian crow)
Lineage: Eukaryota; Metazoa; Chordata; Aves; Passeriformes; Corvidae
Gene: GGT5
Product: gamma-glutamyltransferase 5
Exons: 12
Coding region: 214-1887 (557 amino acids)
Biological process (GO): inflammatory response; leukotriene D4 biosynthetic process; glutathione catabolic process
Cellular component (GO): plasma membrane
Molecular function (GO): glutathione gamma-glutamate hydrolase; leukotriene-C(4) hydrolase activity
Source: RefSeq, a predicted model, not a curated record